This is a messenger RNA of Oncorhynchus keta (chum salmon), 5030 nucleotides long. RefSeq names its product histone-lysine N-methyltransferase SETD5-like. Gene Ontology annotation, molecular function: protein binding. NCBI's taxonomy places the organism in Eukaryota, Metazoa, Chordata, Actinopteri, Salmoniformes, Salmonidae. The transcript has 22 exons. The coding region runs from base 1045 to 4833 and encodes 1262 amino acids. The record is from RefSeq and is a predicted model, not a curated record.
CGUUGAAAAUACAUACAUAAAAACCUUCAAGCAAUAUAAUCCCUCUAUAAAAUAAUCAAAUAAAUCCUCGGCCUUUUCAUUUAAUUACUUGAGCAUUUCCCCCAUAUUGUAGACACGGGUCCGCUUUUUGUAUAAAAUUCUCUCCCGAAUCAAUCCAUUCUACCGACACUUGCGAUCACUCCCGUGUGCCACAACUACACAUGGCAAAAUCCGAAUGCGCUUCAGCAACCCUUCCUAGAAAAAAGUCACGCCCUCUUGGCAUAGACAACAGCUAAAUUCGGCGCCCUAUUUGACCAAUGGCUUGCUCGUACAGCGAUGCUGUCCUUUGACAGACACUUCAUUGACCAAUAAUAUAUUGGAGGUAGGACAUCAGUGCAAAACCCGCCCUAGUAAUGAGCCCCUGCAUCAUUGCCCGUGAAACCCCGUGGCACCGUUGUGUGUCAGACAGUUUCGCUGGGACCCGCGAUCUAUGCCGGCGAAGAGGGGGAUGGGCGCCACUGCGAAUGUUAGGACCCGAGACAGAAUCAUAGCCCUGUACUACUACCACAUAGAGCUGCAUAUACCCCUUUAUAAAUAUCGAUUGUAAAUAAUAUACAGCACCAUAAUAAAUGGAUUAAACCACCCUGGAUUCAACAUAUACACUCGAUGGAAAUACGGUUCCCAAGCAGGACAGGGAAUUAAACGUUCAACCUUUACGUGGGGGAGAUUUAGAAGUUUGUUUCCUACACCAGAAGAGGGAGCUACCAAGGGGGGCAAAGGAUAACAGGAAACUCCGAGGCCGAGUUUGAGGCCUGGUUCGAUUUGAUGUUGGAAUACUCGAAGAUCUGCAGACAACACAGGAGGAUACUUAGUUCGUACUGGGUUGGAAUGUCUCACUAGGUCUCCCCAUGUCCGUGAGCCGUCGGCUGCGGCUUUGCGGCACCCCACCCCUAGAGUGGUCUGUCGCUGCAGUUCGGACCCCGUGAUCCCUCUCCCCCCCCCCUCCCCUCCCCCUCCUUCCUCCUCCCUCCCCUCCCUCCCCUCCUCAUCGCUGUGCAGGACGUCAUGAGCAUAGUAAUCGCGCUGGGAGUCACCACACCAGAAACGUCCUACUCAGAUAUGGCUGCUGGAUCAGACCCUGAGUCAGUGGAAGCAAGUCCUGCCGUGAACGAGAAAAACUACCCCAACCACAACUGUGGGAGUGCACACAGUCAUGGGUAUCGAGGACUGCCAUAUACUAUGCAACAGUCUUCCGUUGUGUGUUGUCAGGAUCACAACUAUGGCGCACCCCCUCCCCCCACCCCACCCGCCUCCCCGCUCUCCCAAACCAUCAUUCCCCGCAUGGAGCUCAACCCCGCCUCCCGCUACCAUGACAACGCCACCAAUGGCGGCCAGGAGGAGAACUCUGCCGACAGCGAAAGCUCGUCGGAGGAAGACGGGGCCGUGGCCAGCUGGUGCCACUGCAGCCUGACGCAGGAUGGCUUCCUCAUCAAGUGCGAGAGCUGCAGGGGGCUGGACAGAAGGAAAGGACUGUAUGGCCAACGCAGGAAACCAGAAAAUGUAUCAGUGGGCGAGAGCAGUGCCACGGAGAGCGGCGACGAGGAGGUGUCGCCCGCCACAGUGUCCUACACGGCCACACAGCACACGCCCACCAGCAUUACGCUCACUGUCAACCGCGUCAAGCGGAACAAGUCCAAGAAGAGGAAGAAGAGCACGGAGAAGGCCCGCGGAGUGCCCAAGGGCAAGAAGAUCAAGGCCUUCAGAGAGGGUUCUAGAAAGUCCAUGAGGAUGAAGAACUCCACGACGGAGGCAAGCGCGGUGGACGAGACUACAGCGGAGGGCUGGGAGAGCCGCAUCCGCCAGUGGACGGACCAGUACGAGGAGGCUACAGCCAACCAGUACAGCGCCGAUGUCCAGAUGCUGCUCCAGCUGCACCGUGCCGUUACCGCCGAGGGCGUGGCGAGUGAGACUACCUCACCGGCCCAGGUCAACGCCUCGGCGGACGCCAUGGACACAAUUAACCGUACAGAGCUGGCGUGCAACAAUACGGUGCUGGGCUCUCAGAUGCAGUUACAGCUGGGGCGGGUGACGCGUGUGCAGAACCACAGGAAGGUUCUGCGGGCGGCAAGGGAUCUAGAGCCAGACACCCUGAUCAUCGAGUACCGGGGCAAGGUCAUGCUGAAACAGCAGUUUGAGGUCAACGGACACUUCUUGAAAAAGCCCUACCCCUUUGUGCUGUUCUACUCCAAAUUCAACGAGGUGGAGAUGUGCGUGGACGCACGGACAUUUGGGAAUGAUGCACGCUUCAUCCGGAGGUCCUGCACGCCCAACGCAGAGGUUCGGCAUAUGAUCGCCGAGGGCAUGAUCCACCUCUGUGUCUACGCUGUCACGCAGAUCCCCAGAGACGCAGAGGUCACCAUCGGCUUUGACUAUGACUUCAAUAGCUGUAACUAUAAGGUGGACUGUGCCUGCCACAAGAACAACCAGCAGAACUGCCCUGUGCAGAAGCAUAACCUGAACCCGCGCGAGACCCUAGGCUGCCCCGGCACGGGUUCGCUGCCCCCACCCUCCCAGCUCACAGGGCACACAGGGGCAGAGACGCGGCGGCGGAAGGCCCGGCGGAGAGAGAUAGAAGGGUCAGGCGGCGGCCCAGGACUGGGUGGGAUGUCGGACGACAGUAACCAGCCGCCUGAGGAGAGUGGUGAGGUCCGGGAGACGCUGCAGGGCAACGGCAGCCUGGGCAACAGCGAUGUUGAGGAGGGCCUCCUCAAGCAGGAGGAAGGAGAGGAGGGCGAGCUGGACCAGAACGGAGUCCUCAUCUCCACUGGACAGAAGAGGACGUCUACCACAGGGGGCAUAGAUGAGCCCAAACAGGAGGGCCUGGAUUGCGAGGAGUGGAGCAGAGGGAACCCCACAGGGAGUAACCCCACACCCCACCAAGCAGGGGUGGGGAUAAGCACCCGUCGUGCAACUUGCGCGACUGAACCAUCCUCAGCAGCCGAUGCAGACAAGACCCAGACGUCCGCCGCUCCCCUCCCAGCCCCCCUUGCUCCCCCCAAGCCUCCCCCAGCCCGCACCUCCAAGCCCCGGCCUAAGAGCCGUAUCUCGCGCUACCGCUCCAGCUCGUCACAGCGCGCCCGGCGCCAGCGGCAGGCCCUGGCCCAGCAGCAGGCAGCCCUGGAGCAGGGGAUGGCGGCUGAGAUGCACGAGAGCCCCCUGGGGGCCCCUGGUUCAGAGCUGGGCCUGGUGGACGGGGCACUGGGAGUCGGGCAGGUCUUAGACGGAGACGGCCUGAGUGCUCUGAACAAGGGCAACCUGCCCAAGACCAAGAAGUAUCUGGUGACAGAGUGGCUGAAUGACAAGGUGCUGGACAAGGCAGCCCAGCAGGAGGUGCCCACGGUGGAGCGGCAGCUGCGUAUCACCACCGACCCCACGGUGCUGGCCACCACCCUCAACAUGCUGCCGGGCCUGACUGCCUCGCCACUCAUCUGCACAGCGCCCAAGCACUACGUGCGCUUUGGCUCGCCCUUCAACCCCGAGCGACGGCGCCGUCCCGUCAGCGUGGACGCAGCCUAUGGCUCCUUCAAGAAGAGAUGGAUCCAACAGGCCCAGUGCGAGAGUGGGCCGUGCUCGGGAGGCCUGGAGGACGGCACCGAGUCCACCUCCUCUCACCAAAGUAACAGCAGCAGCUCCACUCCCAACCCUUUUAAAGCAGAACUGGCGGCACCCCCCAAGAAGCGGCGGUCCAUUUACGGCCCAGAGGCGGAGGCGGCUCCACCACUUCCCGGCUCAGAAGAACACAGUCUGCUACUGCGGCCCCUAUCACCCAUCACUCCCCCGUUUCCCUCAGACCACCCCUUACUCAGCCCCGCCUCCUACGCUGCCCCCGCGCUGCUGGGUCGUUACGGCGACGAGGAACACCGGCUGUCCAACGGCUAUUCACCGCUGCCCUCGCUGCCCACCAGCCGCUGCAACACGCCGCUGCAGUUUGAGAACAUAUCAUCUCCAGAGGCCUCUCCUGUGCACAGGCCGGAGUCCAUCUCUCCAGAGCCGUGCCUGCGGCCCGACUUUGACGCCCAGUGCUGCGCCCUGCAGUUUCCAGACCUCUCCCUGUCCUCGGGCCUGGAGAGCCCCGUGCCUGCCAUGUCGGAUGACUUCACUCUCCUCUUGGCAACGGGGCCUCCUCCUGACACACUGGGGCCGCUCACCCCCUUGACACCGGGUACCCCCUCCGAGUCGGCCCUGCAGGCCAGAGAGCAGAGCUUCAGGACGGAGUUCAACCUCAUCUACACCUGCUCCCCACUCAACGCCAACCUGGGAAACCUCGCCCCUGCUGCCCCCACCGACAGGCGCAUCAGCCAAUCAGAGGGCAGCUAUUCCCCGGCCGAGUCCUUCUACAGCACCGUGAGUGGCCAGGGGAUCCUGGCGGAGGCGGGGUCUGACUCGCUGUCGCCCUACGGCGAGCCGCACUUUGGUGGCAGCUACCCGGAUGGCGGCACACCACCCCACCACACCAGCAACCCACCACAGAAGAAGAAGGUGUCUCUGCUGGAGUACCGUAAGAGGAAGCAGGGGAGCAGCAGGGACCCCGAGCACGGGGGCAGCUCCCUGGGCACCCCCACAUGCCUCGGCUCCGUCUGUGCCAGCGCCGAGUCCCCCAGAGGCCCCCAUUCCCUCCACUUGCAGCCCUCGUCCUCCCCCCACAGCUCCUUCUCCUCCCCCCCCCAGAUGGAGGAGGUGAGCCCCCCAGAUAACCACCACCACACCACCACCUCCCACGCCCGGGACCACCACAGCAACAGCAGCCCAGAGAUCAGGAGAGCAUCAGCCACUGGAUGGUGCCCACAACAGUAGAGCGGCUGAGGGAGGGCCAGGGAGUCUUAGAGCGGGUACUGAGGGGCUCCCUCAAGAUGGACCGCGUGCUGAAGAGGACGGAUGGCUCGGCUGCUGACAAGGACCCUGAUGCAGACCGGUAUGAGAUCCAGACAGUUCCCCUGGUCUCUCCCAUGAAGAGCCCACAGACAUACAGCCCGUCUGUCUACACUUACCAG